AUGCUCCUUAAUUCGCAGUUCAAUGUUGAUACUUCAAUUAACGAUGAGCAACCUCCUCCAAAAAUUCAAAGAGUUGAAUUUGAUGAUACUAUUCUUGUACGGGAGCCGGGUUUACGAUUUCCGAUAUGGGAACAUCCCGUUAAUCAACAUGAUGAGAUUAGACGAGCUUAUAUCAAAGCAGGGCCAUAUCAACCUAAUUAUCCGGAGUUUCCACGGUCCAAGUUUGGAAUUCAAUAUCGUCGAUUUCAAUCCUCUUGGUUUAGCAAAUUUCCUUGGUUAGAGUAUUCCCCUCAAAAAGAUGCAGCAUUAUGUUUUCCAUGUUUCAUUUUUGAAAAGAAGAUAGCAAACCGUUGUACAUUAACUGGUGAGGGGUUUAUAAAUUGGAAGGUGGUUUUCGAUGCCUUUUCGAUGCAUGUAGGAGGUCUCAAUUCACCACAUUCCAAUGCUGUGAAUUAUUGUGAUGAUUUAAUGAAUGUUGAUCGACAUAUUGACAAAGUAAUGAAUGCACAAUCAUCAGAAGACAUUCAGAAAAAUAGGUUGCGGCUUAUGGCAACGAUUGAGAGUAUUCGAUGGCUUACUUUGCAAGGAUGUGCUCUUAGAGGUCAUGAUGAAUCUAUUGAUUCAAAAAACCAUGGUAAUUUCAUUGAAUUGAUUAAGUUUGAGAGAAAAUUGGAUGGUAAUAUUGCCGAUGUUGUCUUAGAAAAAGCUCCAAAAAAUGCAAAGUAUACCUCGCCAUUGAUUCAAAAGGAGAUUUUGCAUAUUUUCGGUAACAAAGUGAGAAACAAGAUUCGCGAGGAAGUUGGGGAUGCCAAAUUUUGUAUUUUGGUAGAUGAAGCAAAGAAUGCAUCCAAUAGAGAGCAAAUGGUAAUUAUUUUGAGAUAUGUUGAUGUCCAAGGGUUUUUACGGGUGCGCUUUUUUCAUAUUGUGCAUAUUAAGGACACCACUGCAUUAACUCUGAAGAAAGAGAUAUCCGAUGUCCUCACUCGUUAUAAUUUGGACAUUCACAAUAUGCGAGGUCAAGGAUAUGAUGGUGCUAGCAAUAUGCGUGGUGCAUGGAAUGGAUUACAAGCCUUAUUUCUUAACGAUUGCCCGUAUGCUUAUUAUAUACAUUGUUUUGUCCACCGACUACAACUAGCAUUAGUUGCAGCUGCUGAAACUGAGAGCUCUAUCUGGUUGUUCUUUUCAAAGUUGACUUCUGUUGUCACUCUUGUUGAUGCUUCUCCAAAACGACAUACCGAGUUACAAUCCGCCCAAGCCAUUGAAAUUGAACAUAUGUUAGAUACCGGUGAACAUGAGACGGGUAGAGGGGCUAAUCAGAUUGGUACUUUGCAUCGACCUGGAACAACUCGUUGGAGCUCUAAUUUUGAUUCUAUUUGCAGCUUGGUUGACAUGUUUACUGCAACUAUUAAAGUUCUUGAAAUAAUGUUUGAGAAGGGAUCCUCUAACUCUAUACGUAGGGAAGCUAAAGGUGUUUUGCUUGCGAUGAAGUCAUUUGAGUUCAUAUUUAUUUUGCAUUUGAUGCAUAGAAUUAUAGGAAUCACUAAUUUGCUUUGUCGAGCCUUGCAACACAAAUCUCUUGACAUCAUAAAUGCCAUGGACUUGGUUUCUACUACAAAAGCACUCCUUCACACCUUGAGAGAAGAGGGUUUUGACCCUCUUAUGAUGCAUGUGAAAUCAGUUUGCACACAGUACGACUUUGAUAUGCCCGACAUGAGUGCUCGUUACAAAAUAGCUCCGGGUCAUACUUGUCAGCACAAGGAUGUCCUCAGAGUUUAG
Molecule: messenger RNA, 1776 nt
Organism: Rhododendron vialii
Lineage: Eukaryota; Viridiplantae; Streptophyta; Magnoliopsida; Ericales; Ericaceae
Exons: 1
Coding region: 1-1776 (591 amino acids)
Source: RefSeq, a predicted model, not a curated record